AUGACACACCUCUGGCUGCUGUUAUUUCUAAACACAUGGCUUCAAAGUAAAGCUCAGGGUUUUGGCAUUAAUCUGAUUAAAGUGCCAGACGAUGAUCGGGCACAAAUUGUAUGCACCGUCGCUCUGCUGGGCAAAUAUUUUCAUUCCGGCGAAGCUCUCUCAGGCUCUGUGCUGCACAUGAGCAUUACCUCAGCCUCCAUACAUGUACAGGAAUCUUUACUGCAAUCUCUACAUUCCGAUCCCAAUUAUCAUUGGACCAUAGUGGUGAAAGACACGCAUCGUGAUAGUGAUGUGGAAGUAAAGACCCAACCAGUUUUGCAUGAAAAGCCCCAGUGUUAUUUUUUCGUCAUUGAAAAUAUGGAAGAUGAAGAUAUGGAUGAAAUAUUUGAAAGUUGGAAGGCCAAUUUAAAUUGGAAUCCUUUGGCUCAGUUUGUGGUGUACUUUUCGGCGGUGGAGGAGACCGAAGAGGAAAUGACAGAUAUAAUGAUAGAGAUUUUAUUGAAUUUUAUGAACAAGAAAAUCUAUAAUGUGAAUAUUAUUGGACAAAGUGAGGAGAGCAGUUUCUAUUUCGGCAAAUCGGUAUUUCCCUAUCAUCCGGAUAAUAAUUGUGGCAAUCGGGUUAUAUCGAUAGAGACCUUGGAUAUUUGUGACUAUCAGGAAAGUGAAAGAGAUGAUGAAGAGGAGGAAGGGGAAGAAGAUGAAGAAAUUGAAACAGAAGCGGAAGAGGAAGAAGGAGAAGUUGAAGAGAAAAACACAGAUAAUCAAAACUCUUUUACAUCUAAUGAAAAUAAAGAACAGGAGGCUGAAGAGGAUAAAGCAAAUGAAGAGGAGACAGAGGAUGAAACCAAAACUGAAAAUAUUCCUAAAUCUGAUGAAGUUGAAGAAAAUGCAGCAGAUGAAGAACAGAAAGAGGAACAUACCGAAACAGUGUCUGAAUAUCCCAAACUUUAUAUCGAAGAAUUAUAUCGUGCUUUAUUCUUGGAUAAAUUUCCCAAAGACUUAAGUGGUUGUCCCCUAGUAGCUGCUUAUCGUCCCUGGGAACCCUACAUAUUUAACGAAGCUUUAGACAACAGUCUCUAUACAACGUCAACAGAUAGUGAUGCGAAUAAUCAUACCUCUUACAAUAGCACCUACGGCGGAGAGGAGGAAAUCGAUGCAGAUGAUGAGGAUAAUGAUGAUUAUGUGGUUUAUAAUGAACAGCAGGAUGGAGAAGCGGAAGCACAGGGUGCUUCAUCGGAAAUUCGUCUUAAUGGUAUUGAGUAUAAAAUGAUACAAACGAUAGCGGAACGUUUGCAUAUUAGCAUUGAAAUGCAAGUGGAGAACACAAAUCUAUAUCAUCUUUUCCAGCAGCUGAUAGAUGGCGACAUUGAAAUGGUGGUGGGUGGCAUCGAUGAAGAUCCCAGCAUAAGUCAAUUUGUGUCCAGCACCAUACCCUAUCAUCAAGAUGACUUGACGUGGUGUGUGGCCAAAGCCCAACACACCCACAAUCUAUUCAACUUUAUGAAUACAUUUCAAAUUGGAGCCUGGAUAUUGACACUACUCUUUAUACUAGCAGCCUCAUUGAGUAUUUUAAUGUCGCAGCAAUGUCUUAAAUUGCGUUUGGGUUUCCUCAAAAGCUACUUCAGCAUCAAUGUCUAUGUAAUGGGCAUUAUACUCAGUCAGGCCAUAAACUUGAGGCCAAUACCAACUAGCUUAAAGUUGUGUUUCGGUGCCACGUUUUUCAUGGGCCUCAUGUUUAGCAAUAUCUAUCAGAGUUUUUUGGUCAGCACAUUGACAACGCCCAAGUCAUCGUAUCAAAUUAGCCAUUUGAAUGAGAUUUAUCAAAAUCGUAUGCACAUCAUGGGCAGUGUGGACAAUGUAAGACAUUUAAAUAAGGAAGGAGAGAUCUAUCGUUAUGUGCGCGAACAGUUUCAAAUGUGCUACAACAUUGAAGAGUGCUUGCAACGUGCCGCUAAAGACACAAAACUGGCUGUGGCCGUUUCGCGCCAACACUCCUUUUACAAUCCACGUAUACCGCGCGACAGUCUCUAUUGCUUUGACCGCAACGAAAACAUUUACGUGUAUCUGGUGACAAUGUUGAUGCCAAAGAAAUUUCAUUUGUUGCACAAAAUCAAUCCGGUCAUACAGCAUAUUAUUGAAUCAGGUCACAUGCAAAAAUGGGCACGAGAUUUAGACAUGCGCCGCAAGAUUAGCGAUGAAAUACAACGUGCUCGCGAGGAACCGUUCAAGAGUCUGACACUGUCGCAAGUUGGUGGUAGUUUUGCAUUCAAUGGCCUGUUAUUGCUGUUCGCCUCAUGGAUGUUUGCCAUGGAACAUGCGGUUUAUUGGUGUGUAGUGAAACGUAGGACCAGAUUAAAAUUGGCUAAAUAUAUGCAUAGGAAAUUGGUUUAAAUUGAGUUUGAGAGGGAGAGAGAGUAGGAUAUGCAUACAAGUA
This is a messenger RNA of Calliphora vicina (urban bluebottle blowfly), 2434 nucleotides long. RefSeq names its product Ionotropic receptor 87a (gene Ir87a). Bases 1 to 2391 code for a protein of 796 amino acids. The record is from RefSeq and is a predicted model, not a curated record. The transcript has 4 exons. NCBI's taxonomy places the organism in Eukaryota, Metazoa, Arthropoda, Insecta, Diptera, Calliphoridae.